This is a messenger RNA of Drosophila ananassae, 4926 nucleotides long. RefSeq lists its product as uncharacterized. The record is from RefSeq and is a predicted model, not a curated record. NCBI's taxonomy places the organism in Eukaryota, Metazoa, Arthropoda, Insecta, Diptera, Drosophilidae. The coding region runs from base 1 to 4926 and encodes 1641 amino acids. Gene Ontology annotation, molecular function: nucleic acid binding. The transcript is spliced from 3 exons.
AUGAUGCACCAUUCGCCCAGAAGGAGUCCCCGACUGAACGAGGGACAGAAUAUCGCACCGCAAGUAGAUGGCAGCGUUUUGGACCCGCAACCUAGUGUAGGGGCGUCGCAAGCCGGCGGCCGAGGCAGUGAAGCCCCGGCAUCAUCAGCGCAGCUGGCAGCAUCUGGAGCCACCAGGAAACCGAAGGUGGCCGACCUCAUGGAUAGGAUCGCCGAGUUGGAGAAGGAGUUGGAACGCGCUCGCAGCGCUAAUAUGGAACGCACUGACCCCGUUAUGUCGAGUGAGGUUGGGGUAGGUCAGCCGCCAUUUGCAAUCGGCCUGACCGUACCCAACGCGACAAGUGUUUAUCAUGCGGCGUCAGAGAGACCGCCAUCCUGGAGCGGAUCUCAAACGGUACCGUGUACCACGAGGAUUAAUCAAGCAUCGCCAUUUUGCGCUACCGGCACUACUGUUCCAGCGCAUGGUUUCGGGCUACAGAAUGAAGUGGCCGGUGGAACAUCGGUACGUGCGCCUUCUCCUGGAGACGGUGCUUGGGCGACGAGCAUUGGAGGAACUGCACGCUGGACGCCACGAAAGCUUCCUGAACAGCCUACGUUCGGAGGGAAGCCAGAGGACUGGCCCAUUUUCUACUGCGCGUUUACGGAGACGACGCAAGCGUAUGGUUGUACGGACUUGGAGAACAACCAAAGGCUACUGAAGGCGCUAAAGGACGACGCGCGUGAGACGGUGAAGUCAUUGUUGAUUCACCCCAGCAAUGCGAAUGCAGCGGUGGAGCAGCUGCGAUUCAGAUACGGUCGACCGGAGCAACUAAUACGCAGCCAGCUCAACAGCAUUCGAGAUGUGCCUGCAAUUACGGAGCACAACCUGGGAAAGCUCGUCGCAUUCGCCACCCAUGUCAGCAACCUCAAGGCUUUCCUACAAUCAGCAAAGGCGGAGCAGCACCUGGGUAACCCUAUGCUGAUGGAAGAGCUUGUGGCCAAGCUCCCAAUAAGCAAACGAGUGGACUGGGCAAGGCACGCUGCAACUAUUCAGCCCUAUCCGACGAUUGUGGACUUCAGUUCGUGGUUGAUGGAACUAGCCAACGUGGUCUGCGUGGUGGCGAACAUUGAUGGAAGGGAGCCAAAGCGUCGAUUGCUUCAUGCCAGCGUCGACCGAGAGCAGGACGAGCAACAGGAGAGCUGCCACAGGAAUUGUCCAAUUUGUGAAGGCCUUGGACAACAUGCAGUUCGGGACUGCCAACGAUUUAUUGGAGCCACACCUACAGAGAGGUGGAGACUCGCAAGAAGACAUCGCCUAUGCUUCAUGUGCUUGCAAAGCGGGCAUAUGACUGGAUCCUACGCUGCGUCAGAAGAGUGCCCCGUGAAUGGAUGCAGGAGGAAGCAUCACCGUCUUCUUCAUGAGGAAAACAAUGAAGGCUUCAGGAGACCGCCACAGCGAGGCGGCAAUUGGAGAGGCUACAACCGGCAGGCAGCCGGACCGAGGGAAGGCGUCCAAGUGAAUGAAGGAGCAGCCUCAUCCGUGGAUGCCUCUGCGACACCGGAGAGAAAUUUGAGCUGUGUCGACGAGGACCGAGAACGACUUCUGUUCCGUGUAUUGCCGGUGACGCUAUACGGAGGUGGGAAGCAGGUGGACACGUACGCUCUUCUGGAUGAAGGUUCUUCGGUGACGAUGGUCGACAACGAGCUGGUUGCAGAGCUAGGCGUACAAGGAAUCAGUGGAGCAGGCAAGUCCUCCCGACAUGUGCUGAGGAACGUCUAUGCCAUUUCGAACUUGAGUCUGCCGAUGCAGAGCCUGCACAGAAGGGAUGUUAGGAGCGUGAACAAGGACGCUCAAUUACCAAUGAAGCCCUACGUAAAUGCAGUGCCGAAGCUGCUUAUUGGUUUGGACCAUGGGCAUCUAGGACUGCCGUUGAAAACGAGACGGUUUGCCAGCGAGGGACCGUACGCGGCCGCAACCGAAUUAGGAUGGGUUGUUUUUGGGCCUGUAGAAGGACGACGAGACACGCCAUCACCGAGGUCUUGUCUGCUAGCCACGUCGUUGGAUGAUAACGUGGAACGGAUCGUCGAGGACUACUUCGAGAUCGAGAACUUCGGUGUGAAGGCGGCGCCAGCGGCCGCAGCCAGCGACGACGUGAGGGCUCAGAAGAUCUUGGAGGAUACUACGGUGCGAGUUGGCCGCCGAUACCAGACAGGAUUAUUGUGGAAGACGGAUAACGUUGUGCUGCCACGUAGUUAUGAUAUGGCGUACAAUAGAUUGGUCAACAUCGAGAAGAAAAUAAAGCGAGAUGGGCAGUUCGCCCAAGAGUAUUCACGGAUUGUCAAUGAUUAUGUCGACAAGGGAUACGCUCGGCGUCUGGAACGGCAGGAGAUCGGUUCGGAAAGCGAUAGAACAUGGUACUUGCCGCAUUUUGGAGUGGAGAAUCCCAACAAGCCAGGGAAGAUCCGAUUAGUAUUCGACGCAGCGGCACGAGUUGGAGGAGUAUCGCUGAAUUCUGCGCUGAGCAAGGGGCCGCAACACUAUAAGGCCUUGGCAUCUAUCCUCUUCCAUUUUAGGGAAGGUGCCGUCGGAGUCUGCAGCGACAUUAAGGAAAUGUUUCACCAGGUGCUGAUCCGACCCGAGGAUAGAUGUGCGCAACGAUUUCUGUGGAGAGAUGGGAAUGACCAACGGGACCCCGACGUCUACGAGAUGUGCGUGAUGACCUUUGGAGCAGCAUGCUCACCGAGUGCGGCGCACCAUGGGAAGCCAGUGAAUGCCAAGCGAUUCCUGGAUUCGGAUCCCAGAGCAGUCAAGGCCAUCGUGGACUACCACUACGUGGAUGACUAUGUGGACAGCUUCGCCACAGAGAGCGAAGCGAUCGAAGUAUCUAGCAGAGUGAAGAAGAUACAUGCAGAAGGCGGUUUUGAGCUUUGCAAGUUCUCGUCCAGUUCGCCUACAGUGGAGAGGAUGCUUGGACCCAGUGAUCACGCCCAGAGUAUUGGAUGGGGUGAGGCCGAGCAAAAGAUUUUGGGAAUGCGGUGGCAGCCAGCCACGGACGACUUCAGGUUUCGCGUGAAGUACCACAAAGUCGCCCCCGUCAUGUCCGAUGGGAAGAGAAUUGCCACAAAAAGGGAAUUCUUGAGUAUGGUCAUGUCAACGUUCGACCCCUUGGGAUUCCUGUGUUGUCUAAUGAUAACAGCGAAGUUGUUGCUGCGAGAGGUCUGGAGGAGGAAGAUCUCAUGGGAUGAACCACUACCGGCUGAGAUGUACAACGCCUUUAUGGACUGGCGUAAAGAGAUGGAGAAAGUGGAACGUUUUCGGAGCCCACGUCACUACUUUGGAUCCGGACUGGUGAAGACUAUCGAGAUGCACGUAUUUGUGGAUGCGAGUCAGUCGGCAUUCGCAUCAGUGGUCUACUGGAGGAUCACGUAUGAGGACGGCGACGUGCAAGUGAGGUUCGUGUGCGCAAAGACGAAGUGUGCACCGAUGCGAACGAUGACGAUUCCACGGUUGGAGCUGCAGGCAGCAGUUCUAGGAACGAGGUUGAUGGACACAGUCAGACAGGACCAUAGUGUGGCCAUUGCAGAGACUGUGCUAUGGACGGAUUCGAAGACAGUGCUGCGUUGGAUUGGCAGCACACACCGGCGCUACAAGCAGUUCGUAGGGAACAGAGUAGCCGAGAUUCUGGAGUCGACGAAUGUGGCCCAAUGGAGAUGGCUACCAUCCGCCGACAACGUGGCAGAUGAUGCAACGCGAGCGCAACGCAGCGUGGACCUAAGCGAGGAGUCACGCUGGUUAAGAGGACCGGAAUUCCUGAGGAGACCAGCGGGCAGCUGGCCAGGAACUGCACCCACCGACGAAGCGGAUGCAGAAGACGAAGAGGAGAUGCCGGGUGAGUUCGUGCUUGUUGGCGCGAGUGACCCGUUUAUAUCGCUGGAGAGAUUCUCAAGCUACAGGCGAUUGCUGAGGACUACGGCCUGGGUCCUAAGGUUCAUACGUCGAUGCCGUGGACAACGAGACGAGCUGGAGAACUACGGCCUCAAUGUAGCUGAGUGUGAUGCAGCUGAGGACUUGUUAUUCCGUAGAGCACAACGUGAGGCGUUCCCCGAUGAGGUGCAGGCCGCAGAGAAGGGCUUGGACGUCGCUAAAGGAAGCGACAUAUGUGGACUGGCGCCAUACCUAGAUGGCAAUGGAAUCCUGCGAGCGUAUGGCAGGAUCGAUGCGGCGCUAUGUAUACCUUACAGCGCCAGGAGGCCAGUGAUCCUCUCCCACCGGCAUGGUCUCACGGAGAUGAUUGUGCGCGGCGCCCAUGUGAGGAUGAAGCAUCAAAACGUGGAUGCUACGAUGGCGGAGAUCCGGACCAGGUUCUGGAUUACGAGACUGCGGAGAGUGCUUCGUAAUGUGAUCUCGGGAUGCAGCGAGUGUAAGCUGCACAGAGCACGGCCGAUGCCGCCGAUUAUGGGACCCCUGCCAGAUUAUCGUUUGGACGCCUAUGGCUGGCCGUUUAAGAGCACAGGCCUCGACUACUUUGGGCCGCUGCUAGUGACCGUUGCUCGGCACCAGGAGAAACGGUGGGUGGCCUUGUUUACCUGCCUGACGACCAGGGCGAUUCAUCUGGAACUGGCACAUGACCUGUCGACUGAUUCCUGCAUACUUGCAAUCAGGAAUUUCAUCUGCCGUCGAGGGCCUGUACAUAGACUGUCCAGCGACAAUGGCAGGAACUUCGUUGGAGCAGACAGAGAGGCCAAGAGAUUUGCGGAGAUCUUCGAACCCGAGAGGAUCCAGUCGGAGCUGUCAAGCAAAGGGAUUGAAUGGACCUUCAACUGCCCAGCGAACCCGUCAGAGAGCCACACAGUGAAGGAAGUGGCGCCGAAGGAGCACGUCCUGGAGAGUUUCCUGAUAGAGGCGGAGAAUGUCUGCGGACCAGGAAGCCCCUCUCACACCCAAUGA